Messenger RNA from Phlebotomus papatasi, 1398 nucleotides. Its product is annotated as zinc finger protein 595-like. The coding region runs from base 1 to 1398 and encodes 465 amino acids. Gene Ontology annotation, molecular function: DNA-binding transcription factor activity; RNA polymerase II cis-regulatory region sequence-specific DNA binding. The record is from RefSeq and is a predicted model, not a curated record. Gene Ontology annotation, biological process: regulation of transcription by RNA polymerase II. NCBI's taxonomy places the organism in Eukaryota, Metazoa, Arthropoda, Insecta, Diptera, Psychodidae. The transcript has 2 exons.
AUGAUCAGUCAUUUGGCUGAGAAUGCUGCAACGGAAAUAGAGCCAGAACUUGCAGAAAAGGGAGAGAAGGAAAAACUGGAGGAAGUUAAAGAGAAUGUUUGUGUGAUAAAAGGGCAGAAAUUGAAGUGUCAGUUAUGCUUCAAAGAAUUCUCCAAGAGUGGCUUUGGUUACCAUCUCAAGCAAUAUCAUGAGAAGAUUAAGAAUGAAAAGUGUGAGAUCUGCAACAGAGUCUUCGGCUGUCGAUCAACACUGAACAAUCACAUGAAGAGUUUACAUGGGACAGAGAGGAAUUUUAGCUGCAAAGAAUGCAGCCAGGCUUUCAAGACACUCUCAUCGUUGUACAUUCACAGGAAACAGGUGCACGAUGACAAGAGAUUCUCCUGUGAAUUGUGCUACAAGAAAUUUGCAUUCAGGAAGCAAUUGACAGAGCACUUGCUCAUUCAUUCUAAGGAACAGACGCAUUUCUGCAAGAUUUGCCGGAAGGGUUUUAGGGUGAAGGCUAAUCUCAGCAAACAUUUGAGGGUUCAUGAGGAUGUCGGACAAUUUAAUUUUACAAAAGAGGACCUCGAGGAGGAUUUAGAGGAGAAUUCAUCGAACAUUUAUUUAGUUCGGAGAGAGAAUAAAGCGACGCAAAGUAACUUGUACAUAUGUGAAAUUUGCAAUCACACCACAAAGCGCAGUAACAAUCUUCAGAGGCAUCUCAGUACUCACACAUCAGACAAUCCCUGCAGUGUAUGCUGCUUGAGUUUCACCACGAAGCAUGGUCUUAAGCAUCACAUAUUCAGGGAUCACAAUCAGGAGGAGAUUGAAAUGUCCAAUGGGGCUCCAGCUAGGAUAAAAUGUGAAAGGUGUUCUGAUGAAUUCUCAUCGAGAUUCCAGCUGUAUUUCCAUGAGAAGGAAAUCCAUGAAGCCAGUGAGAGAUUCAUUUGCUCGAAAUGUGGUCAAGUGUUCCCUGAAGAAAAUCUCCUGAACAUGCAUCUGAAGAAGCACCGAGAGUUCAUUUGUUCCACCUGCAAGAGGGGCCUGAAGAGCAAAAAGGCUCUGAUUGAGCACCAAAACACUCACACGGGUGAGAAGCCAUUUAGAUGUGAGGAUUGUGGAAAGAGUUUUGGGUACAGUACGAAUCUUCUGGAGCACAGAAAGAUUCACUUCAAUGUGAAGGAGCAUAAAUGCGGAUACUGUGAUAAAGCUUUUAGCAGGUCAAACAUGCUAAAGGAACACGAGAGAGUCCAUACGAAAGACAAACCUUACAGUUGUAGCUUCUGUGAAGCUAACUUCACGCAGUCAAAUUCACUAAAGAAGCACCUCAGGAAAUUCCAUAAAUCCUGUCCAAAGUGCGGAGAUUAUGUCGGGGAUGAUAUCGACGAAAUGAUUCAUAAAUGCCAAACUGGAAAAUAA